This is a messenger RNA of Hydra vulgaris (swiftwater hydra), 1539 nucleotides long. RefSeq names its product equilibrative nucleobase transporter 1. Lineage: Eukaryota; Metazoa; Cnidaria; Hydrozoa; Anthoathecata; Hydridae. Gene Ontology annotation, molecular function: neutral L-amino acid transmembrane transporter activity; L-amino acid transmembrane transporter activity. The record is from RefSeq and is a predicted model, not a curated record. Gene Ontology annotation, biological process: neutral amino acid transport; transmembrane transport.
AGAUUUUUAUAGAAAAUGACUUGUUUUAAUAUUGAUAAUAGUCUUUAUAAGUCAUUUUUUUGUAUAUAUAUAUUUUUGGAAACUCUGUUAUGUUCUGGAGUAGUAUAUGGUUGGACAAGUAUUGUUGUUAUAUUUAAACACGAGAAAUUUUAUGAAAAGUUUUGUUCGGUUCUUGAUACAAACUCUACUUUAAAACAAAAUUGGAUGAAGCAAGAGAGACAAAACUGUGAUCAUCAAGACUUGAUGUUAAACUUAAUUUUUACAGUGUCAGCAAUUUGCAAAUGUGCAGAAUUUCCAAUCGGUGUCUUAAUUGAUAAAUUUGGUGCAAAGAAAGCCCGAUUAGUUUCUGGGUGUUUAUACGCCAUAUCUUGUCUCGGACUUGGAUUCAUAAAAGUCGGGUAUGAGGACUUUUUAUUUCGUAUAUUUAUUGGAAUUGUAUUUGGAGGUGCAGUACAGCUUAUUUCUGCAUACCAAAUGAGCAACUACAUUUUUUCUACAAAAACAAAAUCAAUUCUGAUAUGCAUUUUAGCUGGAGCGUUCGAUUUAUCAUCUUUUGUUUUUUUAAUGUUUAAGGUUGUCUAUGAAGCAGGGAUUGCUUUAAAUUAUAUUGCAUUUGGUUAUGCUAUCAUUAGUUUUGUGAUGACUUUUUUUGGAUCACUUGGGUUAGUUCCUGGCAAAGAUAAGGUUGCAAGGAUAAACAAUUCAAUUGAAAGUGAUAGUUGUAACCAAGGUACCAUCUUCGAAUCCAUAUUUUCUUUCAUGUAUAUUUUGCAAUUGAUGGUUUCGACAGUUAUACAAUUAAAACUUUGGUAUUAUGUCGGUACAAUGCAUGACAAUAUAACAAAAUUGACUUUCAAAGAUCAAGCACAAGUGAGUAUUUACACUAAUUUGUUUGGUUAUAUUCAAUUGGGCGGAAUACUUGUAACACCAAUAGUUGGUUUUUUGUUUCAUCAAAGUGAAAACAAAGUUGAUGAAAAGUCUCCAUUUCUUCAGCAUUCAAAUAAACGUAUAUCUGAAAUUCGAUCAUGUAUUAAACCAAUUGUUGUUACAAUAGUGUUGACACUUAUUCUCUGUAUGCUUUCGUUGUUUUCUGAUUUAAGUUUGGAGAUUCCCUGCUACGUUUUGUACACUAUAGUUCGAGCAUUUUUAUAUGCAAACAAUGCUGCUUUUAUUGGAGUUGCAUUCCCGGCAUCACAAUACGGAACUUUGUUUGGUUUAAAUGUUUUUGUUUCUUCCAUAUUUGGAUUUUUCCAGUACGCAUUAUUUAAGCUAACGAAAAAUACACUUAAUGGAAAUCCUUUUUGGGUAAACACAAUUCUUCUUAUAUUGGUCACUAUCUGUUUAGUGCAUCCACUCUACUUAUUUUGUUACUGUAAACCGAAAAAGAUUUCCUCAAAGAAGAAACAUGUCGAUAAAAAACCAUUAUUAAAACCAGAACCAAUCACUGAGACUAGUAUAUAACCAACUUAGCAGAAUGCAAAUAUAAUAAUAGGAUCAAAACAUCAGUUUUACAUAAUAGAAAUAUAUUUACUAAUCUUA